ACCGCCUCAAGGCUUCAAGCGCAAUGUCGAACAGCUCGCUCAAGUCGAGUGCCAAGGACGCGACACAAGAUAUCACAUCGAUACCAUGGCAAUCGUUUUCUAUCCUAUCUCCCUAUCUCACUACACGCAUCUCAACGAUUGGGGAUCCAACUAUACCCGACGAAGAAACACAUAAACGAGAGAAUUUUGAUUAUGAUCCGAGGUAUCUCGAAACACCUUCGUUACACUCUUUGCCAGAAGAAAUGCCGAAUCUCAUCCGGCAAGAGUUACGACAUAUCUUCUUUGAAGUAACGGCCCUAUACUUACGCCACGAAGACGACUACAAAAUCGAGUGGCGUCGAGAUGCAAGCAUGACCUGUGUCGAUAAGCGACACCAAAUCAUUCAGCCAAAGAGAGUCUAUCAGUUCUUGAAUAAAGAGCUAAUAGUAUACUUCGAAACGCAAUCGGUUAGUGGCUCCUAUAGUGCCAAGAUCGCUCGCUACAUCUACCGAGAGUGGUUACAUCUGCACCAUGGGCGGCCGCCCUUUCAACGAGGCAGCUUCUUCGCCAAAGCGGUACAGAUCAGCAAGAACGGACCUCAAAACCUAAAACAGCUUUCAGCCUUCCAUCACAGGAUUUGUCAACGACUAUCAGUUCGCUUAGACGAUCUUGUCGAUUUCUAUCCAGCAACAAGGCCAACAACAUCACGACCACUUUUCUUCGAGCCGAUCCCCAGCAGAAAGAUACAAUCGUGGCGAGACAGCGGCUAUAUCUUACGCCAUCUAUUCCGUGCGCUAUAUAUAGUUGUUGACAGUCAGGCUCUAGCAGAGCCUCGAGAGCCAGACCCUAUCGAACGAGAUCACGAUGAUCCAAAUCUCUACCUCGAAGGCAUCCAUAACCGGUGCUUAUCACGCUGUACUGUGCUAUUAGUCAAGACAGGUGGUGAGGCGCACCUUCACUCUCCCAUCAGUUUCUUACCCCUAUUCGACGCUGGACUAGCAUUAAAUGUUAACCGUGGGGACUAUCAUAAUAAUGGAGAAGAAACGGUGGUGCGCGUCAAGUUGGAUGUUGCCGUACGUUUCGUAUGGGAACUCUUAUGUAAAGAGGAGGAAGCCCUUGAAGAGGUUGGACAAUUCGCCGAGGGGUUAAGACAGGAGCAGGACGCAUUUUGCAACGCGUGGGUAGAAAGGGUCAUGAGUCAUUCUCACCAAGUUGGUAUUGACAACAACGGAUAUACAUGGCUGGCUAUUCGCCGGGCCCUGGCCAGGAUGGACAGCGAGGCUUUCGAGGAAGAUCAAGUCAACCCGAUGUGGGAGGGCGUAAGGUGUUGGAUAUGAUGAGAGUGAGAUCUCUAGUAGGAGCUUCGUUAUGGCGAAGCGAGUCUUAGGUUGCUCAUCUUUACACGGUCUCGCUAUUUAUUACGUGACAACCAUGUACCAUUAUGCACUACAAUCGAGAUGGGUGACCCUAUUUCUUUAUUCCAGAACGAUGAGUUGGACCCUCUUCUCUAUGAUCUGGUCCUGGAAUCGACUGUUAGAAGGGACGAUUCGGCUCUGG
Messenger RNA from Ilyonectria robusta, 1536 nucleotides. RefSeq lists its product as uncharacterized. Bases 24 to 1316 code for a protein of 430 amino acids. The record is from RefSeq and is a predicted model, not a curated record. The transcript has a single exon. Lineage: Eukaryota; Fungi; Ascomycota; Sordariomycetes; Hypocreales; Nectriaceae.